AUGAUUCCAAAUAUAUAGAAAGUGGAAAAUUCUUUUGAAUUCGUAAAAUAAUUUGCAAGUGCAGUAGGAAUAUCAUUAACAAAUAUAGAAGAUGCCAUUGUUACAUUAAAAGGGAUAGAAUUACUUAAUAUAUUUGACACAACAUAAGGAAUAUCAUAAAAAUUAAUAGAUAAUUAUAAACAAUAAAUAAUACCUUAAAUUUUGAAUCUAUUAGGAAGUUUAAAUAUAAUUGGAAAUCCGAUAAAACUAUUUAGUAAUGUUUCUACAGGUGUAAAAGAUUUUAUACAAAAACCUAUUUAAGGAUUAGUUUAAGGACCCAUUGAAGCUGGAAUGGGAUUAGGAUAUGGGGCUACUAGUUUAUUAAAAAAUGUUAUGUGUGGAACAUUUAAUUCUAUUGAUAAAAUUGCAGGGUCUUUUUCAAAUGGAAUUACCCAUUUAUGUAUUGAUGAUGAUUUUAUUUAAUAAAGGCAUGAAAAAAAAUCUAAAAAACCAAAAGAUGCAUUUGAAGGGAUUGAAUAAAGUUUAAUUUGUAUAUAUAAUGGUGUAAAAAGUGGUGUUAUAGAUACAGUAUAAAAACCAAUAUAAGGGUCUAAAGAAAAUGGUAUUAAAGGAUUUAUUAAAGGAACUUGGUAAGGUAUUUCUGGAGUAAUAAUAAAGCCUGUAUCAGGAAUAUUAGACGCUAUUUCGAAAACUGCUGAAGGUUUUAAAAAUACAGCUAUGUAUUUUGACUCUAAGCCAAAUGAUUAAAGAUUAAGAUAAAUAAGAGUUUUUUAUGAAUACGAAUAGUUUUUUUAAGAAUAUAAUGAAAUUGAUAGCGAAAUAAAAAUGGGAAAUUUUAUACAAUAACUUAAAAGUUCCAUUCCUUCUUAACCAUUAAAAAACCCAUUAACAAAUACCGCUUUAAGUAAAUUAAGAGAAUAUCAUGGUUCAUUUAAAAGUGUUUGUGAUACAUUUGCCAUAGAAUAAUCUGAAUUUGAUUAAAUUUUAGGACAGCCAGAUAAAAGUGAUAAAUUAUUCAGUAUUUGGGAUACAGACAAAAACGGAUUAAUAGAUGCUUUAGAGCUAUUCUCGGGUUUAAUAAUAUUUUCGGAUGGAAAAUUUGAAGACAAGCUUAGAUUUUUAUUUGAUAUAUUCGAUUUCAAUGAAUUAAAUAGCUUAAGUAUUAUAGAUUUGGAAUUCAUGAUGAUUUCGUGUUGCAACGCAGCUUUUAAAAUGUAUGGAGUAGACUCAGAAGUGAAUGAAGAAGAAAUAUCAGAUUUCUUAGGCAAACAUUUUAAUGAUGAUUCGCGUGUAAAUAUAUCUCAAAUGUUAAAAUGGUGUGCAAAAGUGGACGAAAUAAACUAAUUUAUGAAUGCAAUAGACAAGUAAUUGCCUGAAAGUAAAAAUUCGAAAUAAUAGCAAGUCGGAAAUAUGCUUUUUGAUGAUAAAAAAGGCCGCUUUGAAGUAAAAUCUUUAGGUUAAAUAAUAAAUUCGAAAAAAUAUUAAUAAAAAAUUGAUUGGUUGAGUGCAUUAUCGAAAAAACUUUUUUAUUUAAACAGGUCUAAUACUAAUAGUACAAGCCAAAAAGAUACUUAUUGCAAAAUAAAUUGGGUUUAUGGAUUCCGUUCAUAAGAUGUAAAUCAUCCUAUCGAAUAUAUUCGGCCUAAUAAUAAUUAAAAGUCAGAAAGAAUACUCUAUUUUACAGCCUGUAUUGUUGUUAUUUUUUAUCCUUAAGUAAUUUUUUAUUUUUAAAAAAAAAGAUAUUAAUAUAAAUAUUUUUAGAUUAAAGUCUAAUAGCAUUAUUUAGAACAUGAUAGAGAAGUUAUUUGUUUAGCGGUUUCGAAAAAAAAUCGUUUAGUUGCUAGCGGAGAAUUAGGUGAUAAACCACAUAUUCAUGUUUGGGAUCCAGAUACUUUAUAAAACUUAGGGGUAAUAAAGGGAAUUCAUUAAAAAGGAAUAUCAUUUAUAACUUUUUUUAGGGAUGACGAAUUUAUAGCUAGUUGUGGUUUAAGAUUAGAUUCUCCUAUACUUAUUUAUAGUGUAAAGGAUUAUACUUUAACUUUAAGUACUUUUGUUGAAGAACCUACGAUUGAGCUUCUAACAAUAAGAAAUUACAUAGGAUCAUUUGAAAAGCUAGAUAAAAAAUCAAACUAAAAUUACAAGACAAUAACAAAAAAAGAUUAUUAAAAUUCAUUUAUAGUUGUAACGUCUCGAAAAAUUUUAAUGUUACAUUAUCAAAAUGGUCAUUUUUAACAAGCAGAAAUAUCAUUAAACACCCGUGAAAAUUCUCAAAUAAGUGAAAUAACAUGCGCUGCAGCAGUCCGAAUGAACAACAAUCAACCUUAUUUGAAAGCAUUCUAAUAAUAAUCAGAAGCAUGUAUAGUAUUAAUAACAGGGCAUGUAGAUGGAUCUGUAUAUAUGUGGUGGAAUAUGGAUUAAGACUAAAAAGAAAGCAUGUAUAAGAACUAAAAUGCUAUUUUAUGUAUAAUUACUUAUUAAUAUGGGAUAAUUAUAGCUACAGAAGCUUCUACUAUACAUUUUUGGGAUUUAAAUAUGAAAAUUAAUAUUAAAAAUAUAGAUCUAACUACCUUUGCGUUUAAACUUUUUAAUUAUAAUAUUGCAGAUAUUCUAAUUGCAGAUGAUAAAUUACUAGUAUCAACGACUUAUGGUGAUAUUAUAGAAAUUAAACUUAAUUAGAAACAAGAAUGGACUUCAAAUAAAUUCAUUUAGAAAAUGCAUGCUAAUAGGCUUAACUUUAUCACUAAAUUAAAUGGUAAUCUAAAUGCUAUGUGUAUCCUUGAAAGACCAGAAAAUGAUGAUAAAAUAUUAUUCGUAGCUGGAUAAUCGGGAGUUGUUUACGGAUUCUCCCUUGAAACGCAUGAAAUAGUUGAUAUUUGGACUAUUGGACAAGAAAAACCUAUUACUGCUAUGGAUUGUGUUAAUUUUGAAGACGGAGGCACAGUAUUUGCUGUUGGAUGCAAUAAUGGGCAUAUCUAUAUGAGGAUUGAUUGGGAGGAAUCUCCAAGAUCUUAUGAUUGCAAAUAAAUGAUUAUGGAUUUAAAAUUUUCUAGUGAUACAUAUUAUUUAAUUGCUGCCUGCUAAGAUUGUCAAGUUUAUCUUUUUAGUUUAAGUAAUAAUAGUUAUUUUUAAGUAAACCCGAAAAAACUAUAACUUGAAGAAGUUCCUAUUUCUAUUGACUUCUUAGAUGAUAAUAAGAGUUUUUUAAUAGGAACAAAUAUGAGAAACUAAUAUAAAGUGGAAUUACCGGAUCUUAAAAGCAAAAAUAUUUAACAAGAAAACGAAAAAAUAAACUGCACUAUAUGGAAUAUGAGGUAUCCUUUACAUACUAAAAAUUAUGCUGAUUCUUUGCUACCUAUUAUAAUUGGAGGAGAUAUAAAAGUAAUGAAAAAAAAUUAAUAAAAAAAUAUAUAUAAAAAAAAGGUAUUCUUAGCUGCAGGAGAAUCUGGAUAUUUAUUUUUUUGGAGAGAUCAUGAAUAAUUAGAAUCAAAUUGUGGAGGUUUCUUGAAAGGACACGCCUCAUAAAUAUCGAGAUUACUAAUGACAAAAAGUCAAGAUAUAUUUUUUUCGUUAGGAUCACAAGAUAAUACUAUAAUAGAAUGGCAAGUAGAUUUCAUAAAUGAUUACAAUGAUUUUUCUAAGCCAUUCCAAGAGGAGAAGAAUUUUCUUCCUUCCAGUUAAUUAACAGAAAACAAAGUAGCAUAAAUAAAAGAUGAUGUACUAAUACGAGAACUAGCCUACAGUUAUAUUGGGAAGAAUAAUUAUAUUUCAGAUGCUUUUAGAGAUACUUUUUUACUUUUCAGAGGAACAAACUAAAAAACAUUAAAUUUGCAUUUAUAAAACUAAAUCCCGAAUCUACAAGACUAGAAUCAUUUGCACAAAAGGCCUCCUUAAGCAAGUCUUGAAUUAGAUUUUAUAUAUGGAUUUUAAGCUUUUGAUAAAAGAAGAACUUUAUAUUAUGCCCAUAUAUAUUAUGAUAAAAAUUACAAAGAACAAGACAAUAAUAAUAUAAAUGUAAGUAAAAAAAAGAAAGGUAAAAAAUUCGAUAGAGAAGAUAUUUUGAAAAAACUUAGUAAACAUCGAAAUAUUCUAGCCUAUUAAUAAAAUAAAAGUGUUUGUUUGACUUCUGCUGACUAAGGAGUUUCAAACGAAUUAAAUUAUGACUAAUCUCAUGAUAAUUGUGAAAGAAAUUUCGUUUAUUUUACUUCUAGAGUUGGAAUAGUAUAUAAUCCUGCUAAAAAUAAACAAAUUUUUUAUGAAGGUCAUAAAUCAAAAAUCACUUGUAUGGUAGUUUAAUAAUUAAAAUUUAUAGUUGCAACAGGAGAAGCAGCUUCAAAACCUAGUAUUCAUAUUUGGAAUGUAUUAAAUUGUGAGCCUCUUAAAAUACUUCCAACUUUUCAUAAAAAUGGGAUUGUAACAAUUGCUUUCUCGUAAAAUUCGAGUAUAAUAGUUUCUAUUGGAAUGGAUAUUAAUUUUUCUAUUUAAGUCACUAAUUGGAAAACUGAAGAAAUAAUAGCUCUUAGAAAUAGCGGAUAAUACCAUAUUUUCGAUGUUUGUUUUAAUCCUUAUAAUAAAUAUGAACUAGUUACUUGUGGAACUUAAAAUAUUACGGUUUGGGAAUUAAAUGGUAGAAAUUUAUUAAGAAAACUUGUAGUGAAUGCUUCUAAUGAGAGUGUUCAUGGAGCUAAUUGUUGUAUUACUUGUGUCGAUUAUUUAAGUUAUUGGCUCAAUGAAAAAAUUGAAACUGAUAUUAUUGCUGCUAAUAACUACGGAGAUUUAAUUCUUAUUACUUGUAAUAAAUAUAUUCCUGUUAAAGAAAGGGCCCAUUCUAAAAUGAUCAAUUGCAUUAAAAUUUUUACUGCUUUUGAAGAAUAUGUACUUAUUAUUACUGCUGGAGAAGAUGAACUUAUAAAAAUAUGGGAUACUAAAUUUAAUUAAAUAAAUGAAAUAUCAACAAAGAAACUAGCUUAAUUUGAUUACUUUACUAAAAAUAAAACUCUUUAAGAAAUGAAAAAUCUAUCCGCUUAAUCUAUAGAUGUUUAUUUUUGUAAUAUGAGAUAAUAAAAAAAUAACUUAAAUAAUAAAAAAAGUACAUCUUAAGCAUUAAAAUCUAUUUCUAAAUCAAAUAAAAUAGACGAAUAAUAAAAAAAAUAGUGGCCAACAAUUUUAAUUGGAACUAGAAACGGUUCUAUUCUAGAAGCAACUUUCGAAUUAGAUUAGUCUGUUCUUAAAAAAGCUUCUUCGGAUGACUAUCAUACAAAGCCAGGUGCUAUAAUAAGAGUAAAUACUUUAAAUUUACAAUUUCAGAAUACUUAAGCUUCCAUAGUAGUUAAUAAUAAAAUACAUAAACAAAAACUAAUUUAUAUGAAAACAUUUUUAAUAAAAAAGUAAAAAACAAAAAAUAAAUAAAAAUAUUUAUUUAUAAAAUAAAAAAAACAGAUUUAUUUUACCUUACAUCCUGAAGAACCUAUAAUGGUUACAGUAGGAGAAGACGGAAAUUUGUUUAUGUUUGAUAUAAAAACUAACAAAUCUUUAAUUUAAUAAUUUUUGAGUAAAACUCCUUCCGCAAUUAAAUUUUCUCCAGACGGCUCUCUACUAGUAAUAGGUUUUGUAUGUGGAACAAUAAGAAUUUUCGAUUCAAAAAUAAGUAAAAAUAAAAUGGGAAAAUUAGCAGAGAAAUAUGAACCUCCUUCUUUAGAUUGCUUAAAUAUAAUGAAUGAUGGAAAAACAGCAGUUUUAAAUAUUUAAUUUACUUAAAAAGGUGACUUUAUGGCAGCUUCUUUUGACAAUUCAAGGCAGUCUAAAGAAUUUGAAAGCAAGUUUGAAAAGGAAGGCUCAUAUAUUUCAAUUUAUACAAAUAGAGCUAGUCAUAAAAACAAAGGACGAAACGAAAAAAAUACUUAUUAAAAGCUUAUUGAUAUAAGAUGUCCCAGUGUAUAUGAAAGUUAUAGAACAGAUUCAAAUGCAUAUGGUUGUGCCGUUUAUUUUAUGACAUUUUCAAAAGAUGAAGAUUUCCUUCUCAUAUAUUAUUAAUUGGUUGAUAAUUAUUUAGUGAGAAUAAAUCAUGAUUAAUAAGGACAUUAUAUGGUAUGGGACAUUAAAAAUAAUUAAGCAGUAAAAUUAUGGGAUAGCAUAAAAAGUAUUUAAUGGUAAAUAUUUAAUUUCCCAAAUUCUUUAGUAGCAUAGUACUAAUAUUAUUCUUAAUUAUUGAUUCCUGAUGAAGGAUUUGGAAAUACUUAACAAGGAAGUUCUUCAAAUAAUAACAACUAAUUAGUAGGCCAUAAUACACAGCCUCCUUAUAUGUCAGUAAUGUUAAGCUCAGGUAAUACAUUAAUAUGUGGAAGUAUAAAAGGAGAUUUACAUUUAGUUAAAUAAUAAUGCCUAUAUUCGGAUAAGGAUUUCUAAAAUCAAUAAAACAAGCCUAAUUAUAUGUGCUUAGCAAAAAGUUACUCAGCUCAUGUUUCUUUUGUAAAUUAAUGCGAAAACUCGCCAGGAACUUUCGAAUAUUUAUUCACAUCAGGAAUUACAGAUGAAUGCGUGAUGAAAUGGAAACUUAAAAGCGAAGAGCAAUUGUGGGAUUUGGAUAAUAUUAACCAUAGAUUAGAUUAACCUGAUAUUUUUGCUGAACUUGUUACCAAAGAUAAAUUUAAUAAUCUUAUUAAUGAAGUGCUUCCUUAAAGAGGAGAAAUAGCGGAAGUUUGUUCUUAAAUAGAAGACACUAAAGAAAGUUCUAUAGAAUUAUAACUAUCUAAUGCUAUUGGAAGAAAAGCUUAUAAUAGAUAUAAUAAUCUUUUUUAUGACUAUGAUGAAAAUAUAUUAUAUAUAGCAGGAUGUAAUUUAGUUGUUUUUAAAGGAGAUUAAUUUGAUGAUCAAAAUUAAAAAACUGUCCCAGCUUUUAAAAAUAAUUUUACUGACGAUGAAUAAUUUUUAACUUUAAAAUAAGAAUUCAUUAAAUUAGAUGCUUCGCAAAAUAGUACAUUCCCUUAAAUAUCUUGUUUUAGUUUAUCAGAUAAUAAGAAAUUCUUGGUUGCUGGAACAGUAGAAAUACAAGCUAAAAUACUAAUAUGGGAUAUAUGUAGUAGAACAUGUAUUAGAACAAUGCGACUAACAAAUAGCCCUAUGAUUUUAAAGGCAAAAUUUGCUCAUAAUAAUAGACAUAUAUGUGUAGUAGCAUUAACCAAUGAUUAUACUAUGUGUGUUUAUUUAGUUGAUUCAGGAGCUCCUUAAAUACUUGGAUGUUGCAAUUUUCCUUAUACUUUACCGUAUAAAAUUAAAGAUUUAUCUUUUUUGCCAAAUUCUAUUAAUAAAUUUAUAACCUGUGGUAUUUAACAUAUGUCAUUGUGGAAAUUCAAUGGCUCUAUUUUAUCAUUUUAGCCUUUAGAAAUUGAAAACCCAAAAGAUAAAGAGAAUGUAAAAAAUAAUGCAGAUUUUGUAAGGGAUGAUGGAAACAAAGAUGAAUUUCCUGAAAAGGAUUAAGAAUAGUAAAAUGAAGAAGAAGAUGAUGAACAAGAACUUAGAGCUACUUUCUUAUGUAUUAUUUUUGUUUAGGAUGUUAUUAUUACUUCAGCAGAAGAUGGAUUCUUAUAUGUCUGGGAAGGAAAUAAAAUUAUUUAAAAAUAACUUGCUCAUUAAAAAAUUCCUAUUACUAGUUUAUUUGCUAAAAAAGAAAGCAAUUUAUUUGUUUCUGGAGGACUUGAUGGCAGAGUUAAUUUAUGGGAAAUAAUUCCUUCUGAAUACAAUUAUAUUAUUAAUAAAGUUUAAGAAUAUUCAAUUACUAAUUUACCUGUUUCAGAAGCUGUUAAAUCUGCUGAAUAUAAUAUUUAAUCAGUUUGUAUAGGACAAAAAUAUAUUUUAGUUGGAACAAAAAGUGGUGAUAUUUAUGAAUUAAUGCUUCCUUAAUAUACAGAGGAAGAAGCUAAUAAAUUAAAUAUUUAAAAUGAAUUAGAGUAAAAUUAAUAAUAUGCAGAAAAAUAAUAAUAGUCUGAUGAUGAGGAAUACGAAUAAUAGUAGUAACAAUAACAAGUGAAUGUACAAAAGCAAUAAAAAUAACAACAAAUUAAUCUUCGUUUAAAUUGCCAUGAUUAAGAAAUACCACGUUCAUUACUUUUAUGCAGUAUAGAUAAUUUGUCAACCUCAGUCGAAUUUGUAGAUUUUACAAUUGAUAACUCUUAUUUACUCUAUAAAGAUAAUUUCGAAGAAGUAUCUAUUAUAGAUCUUACUAAUCAUAAAAAAAUAAAUACUAUAUAUAUUGAACAUGAUGUUGAAUGGUGUUCUGAUGGCAUUAAAAUUAGUGAAAAAACUAAAGGUGUUCAUAGCUAUUAUAAUGAUGAAAAUAAAAUACUUAAAAUCACUCCUAUUAAAAAUUGUAUUGCUGUUACAGAUGAAAUGGGUACUAUAAGAAUAUUUAACUAUCCUUGCGAAAGCGGAACUGGAAACGGAUAUAUGAUGUGCUAUCCUGAUCAUUUAAAUAAUAUUAAUUAAUGCGUCUUAUCGCCUAAUGGAUAAUUUUUAGUUACUUCUAGUGAAAGGGAUAGAUGCAUUUUUAUUUGGACUGUUAAGUAGAAUUUAAAUGAUGAAGAAGAAGAAGAAGAUUAUUAUUAAAAUAAUGAUAAUAAUGAUGAAAAUAUUAGAGCUGAUAGUGUUUAGAAAACUAGAACUAAAAAUUAAAACAAUUUAAGCAAAAAUUGA
Molecule: messenger RNA, 8685 nt
Organism: Ichthyophthirius multifiliis
Lineage: Eukaryota; Ciliophora; Oligohymenophorea; Hymenostomatida
Product: PH domain protein
Exons: 17
Molecular function (GO): calcium ion binding; microtubule binding
Source: RefSeq, a predicted model, not a curated record